CUAGUGACCUCUGCAGUCUAAAGAGACCAGGCUGCAAUGAAGGGCUUGGUCUACACAGAAAGUACAGCUGGGCAUUAUGGAGUGUUCUUAAUGCAAGUUUGCCACGAAAAGUCCUCUGAAAUGUGAUUGCAGAAUACACCCACCAGCAGCACAAUUGUGAGUCAGAUUAAAUUUCUGCUCCUGGUACUGACUGCUGCCUCACAGCUCCUCAGUUUUCACUCGGGGCAUUUAGGUUUUGGUCAGGAAAUCCCUCUGCUGUUUGCAGUUGCUGCAGGGAGAGCAGACUUCGGUAUGCAGGGGUCAUUAAUCCUGGAGUCUCUUUGACUCUUGGUCCCGUGGGGCUUUGAGUCGGUUCGUCCAAGGCUGCUCUUGUCUGACCGACUUUAGCAGAGGGAGACAGCACCACAGGACCUCUGCAGUUCUUGCAAUUUUCUGUGUGGUUUGGCCACGGUUAACGAGGAUUGCUCUCUGUGGAAUGUACUAUAGGAGUACCAAGUUCUAAUAAUGGAGCCUAAUGCAGGUGAUGUGAGCCCUGCUGUCAUGAAUCCUUCCUCGCAGUCACGCUCCGUUCCUUUGGCAGAAGGAAUAUGUCAGACCAUAUCAGACAUGAAUGCACAUCAUGUCACGGUCACUCAGGAAACUUUAACAGAGCACUUGGUGAAAAACUAUCCAGGCAUUGCAGUGCCCUCCCACAACAUAUUAUAUAAUAUCCUUGGCACUCUAAUUAAGGAAAGAAAAAUCUAUCACACAGGAGAAGGAUAUUUCAUUGUGACUCCCAACACAUACUUUAUCACAAAUGGUGCCAUAGAAGACAGCAGAAGGCUCCUGUUGGAGGACACUUGUUGCUGUUCAUCACCUUCCAUCACUUACCUGGUAAACAUUAAACCUUGUGCAGACCUAGUGAAAGAAAACAUUCCUACAGUAUCCUGUUACAGGUCCUGCCAUUGUUUUCCUGACCGAAAUAUGUUCUGUGAACAAACACACGGGCAGGUAAUGAACCAUGAAUGUAAUGGGGAGGGAGAGAGAGGCUGCAGUGAAUUGAAGCUUUCAAUUCGAACUCAAGGCAUCUCCACAUCUGCUGAGAACUGCUCCUGGGACACCAUCAAAUCCCUGACAUCUGUGAAAGCAAAACUGAAAAGCAAAAUGCUUGGCCUUUUCUGGAGAAGCGGUUCUAAAAAAGAAAAACACAAGAAGGAGUACUGCACAUUUUCAGCCCAGUUUCCUCCCCAGGAGUGGCCAGUCAGGGAUGAAGAUAACUUAGACAAUAUUCCACGUGAUAUUGAACAUGAAAUCAUCAAGCGUAUUAACCCUGCUCUUACAGUUGAUAAUUUGAUUAAACACACAAUAUUAAUGCAGAAGUUUGAGGAGCAGAAAAAAUGUACCAGUAAAGAGAAAAAACACAUCAGUAACAGUACCUCAGCUGAAGUGCCAACAGUCAGGCAAAACCAUCUUUCAAAGGAUUGUGUUCAAAAGGCACCAAGUAAAACAGCAAAACACACCAGGAAAACCAAAUCAAAGAAAGAAAAGCAGAUUAGCAGGAGCAGCAGGAAAUCUCACAUACAGAAGCUAACAUCCCAAAACAUGAAACCACAAGAGAACUUCUCACUGCCCAUCAAAACCCAAGAGCCACCUGCUGCAGCAGUGGAAUCCCACAGGAUCUAUAAGAAGCAGAUUAAGAAUCCUUUCCAGGGUCUGCCGUGGAGACCUCGCAGCUUUCCUGCAAGAGGGCACCAAGGUGUGGUUAACAGCCACAUGAAGUGCCGGACUCCAAAGCGAGGAAGGGCUUUCCAAAGGUCCUUGGUCUCCUCAGGACCCUUUGGCUGUCAAACUGAAUGGCUGGAUGCAGAAAGUGAGGCUAGCAAAGCUAGCUGUGCUAAUAGGUCUGGCCUUCAAUUAAAGAAAGGCAGUUUGAGGGAAAAUGGUACUUAUCCACAAAGCAGUACUCUACAAAUAGAUAACAGAAGUAAAUACUACCAGGAGAGUAAUAUUUCUGAAGAAAAUGUCUAUAAAAGAACAGUUAAAAAAAAGUCUCCUUGCUCCUACAUUGAAGAUAAAGGUGUGUGCAAAGAAGAUGUGAAAUUUCCAUUCCAUCUGAAAGAUGAGCAUUGCAGAUGCAAAGGUGACACUGUAUGUGAGCUGUUAGAUCGAACAGCCAGGCAAUUUCAAAAUGUCCAUCUUUCAAAUUACAAUGUUAAUCUGGCCCAAAAGAAUGGUGUGAAAUACAGACCAAAGACUGAUAAAAAGAGUGAACUUAUAUUUAACCAUGCCCGUGCCAGCCAUCCUGGAUCAACGGAGCUGGAAAGUGAAGGGUUUACCGAUAACUUCGAUCUUCUGUACCAAAAUGAUGGUGACACCUGCAACUUGUCACACCUGGAUGAGAGUUCUGAACAGCUGUCCCCUGGCCGUGCCUUUUCAGACACACGGGACUGGAGUACAGCCGUGUCCCUAAAAGCCUGUGAGGUCAGUGCUUGUCCUGCCCGGCACGACACGACUGUAAAUAAACACGACUCUGGAGAGCACAGAUACAAGGGAAGUGCCAGCCUUGAUGGCUCAGAGGAGCAUCCAAAACCAGACUGCACAGAACAAAGUUGGCUGUGCAGCCAGGUUCUUCUGAAAGGUCACUGGAAGGAUGAACAAAGUGUCCUCAUUGAAAGUGGGAAGGGCUCAGCUGUGGCAGAUUCCUGCCGCGCUGCCGAGGCUGACUCUGAUGCCGGCGCUUUGCAGAACUCCGCCCGUGAGGUGGGCGAAGGAACAGCACGCUGUGCUGUGGGCUCAUGGAUCAAAGAAGUGAGAAACCCACCUAGAAAUAAAGAGUGGCUUUUAAAGAAUACCUGUCCUAUGAUCCCAGAACAGAAACACUCAGAAGGGACAGAAAACCGCAGCAUUACAGGAGACAGUGGAAUUGACUCCCCAAGGUGGACUGAAAAGAAGAUGAAGCUUCCUGCCAAAUUCUAAAAGUAUAAAUAACAAUGCAAAAAGGAGGAUAAGUGAAAGGACAAUUGCAACAAAAUUCCUUGCUUCAUCUAACUCUGGUCAUGAUUAUUUGAUUAAUUUUUAAUGAGAUUGGUAAACUUUCCCCUUGUACCAAGGUAACCAUACUGUAAAUGCAGCUGGUCAAAUCAGUGAGGCAGUCUCUAAAUCAAAGCUGUUAGUUAAAACAUUUGACACAGUAGUGUUUGGAGAGAUCAUGUGUAUUUUGAUUGCCACCAUCUUUAAUUAAUUUUUUGUGUGUUGCUGUGAUAAUAAAAGUGAGAACUGGAAUUCUUUAUUCAGACCACACCACUGACCUGGAAAAGGUUUGUGUUGCUCUAACAGGAACUGUAGUUGGACAAGGCUGUUGUACACUGUAACUCUGGAAAGUGUUUCCUACUUGUGCCACAGAAAUUGGUGCAUGCUUCACCUUCCCUGCUAGAAAUCAAAGCAAAUGAACUAGACACCCACCUGGAUGCUACAAAAGUUCCUUCAAUCCCAAGUUCUCUGACUGUGUCCUGCAG
Catharus ustulatus (Swainson's thrush) is the source of this 3494-nucleotide messenger RNA. RefSeq names its product storkhead box 1 (gene STOX1). The record is from RefSeq and is a predicted model, not a curated record. Gene Ontology annotation, biological process: positive regulation of transcription by RNA polymerase II. The coding region runs from base 505 to 2955 and encodes 816 amino acids. Gene Ontology annotation, molecular function: DNA-binding transcription activator activity, RNA polymerase II-specific; RNA polymerase II transcription regulatory region sequence-specific DNA binding. Gene Ontology annotation, cellular component: nucleus; cytoplasm. The transcript is spliced from 4 exons. Lineage: Eukaryota; Metazoa; Chordata; Aves; Passeriformes; Turdidae.